AUGGAUGGUUCCGUAGAUUCAUAUGGUUAUGAUAAACAACAAGAAAUUGGGUUACUUAAAUUACUUUAUGAUAUUAUUAUGCAACGUACUGGUACAUCAAGAUAUAAACAAAUAAUAAAAGAACUGGAAAAAGUUUGUCAUUUUAUUAUUACUGAAUCAAUUGGUUUUAAAUCUGCUUAUGGGGAGAAAACUUAUGAAAACUUUAUUGCAAAUAUUCAUGGACGACAAAAUGGAACAUAUGAUAUAAGUAUACCAUUAAUUAUUGGAUAUUUGAAAAAUGAUUUUAAAAGUAUUCUUAUGCCUGUUUAUUAUGAAUAUCUUCGACAAUGUUUACGUAAGAAAAUGCCAGUAGAUAAAAAUCUUAUUAUUGAUCGUUUAUUAUAUGGUGAUGAAAGUCAACGUGUAAAAACAGUCGCAAGUAAUACUAAUACAACUGGUAUCGAUAUAAAUCAAGAUCCUGAUUAUGUUGAACAAAGUUUUAUUAAAUAUUUUCAUGAUGAAAUGUGUAAACCAAUUGAAUUAAUUCCUGAAACAACUACAGGUGAAGAUCGAAAACUUAUUACUACUGAACCUGAAAUUGAAUAUAUAAAAACUAUUUUACAAUCAAUUGAUAAUCAAUUAAGUUUAGGUGUUCCUACUGUUAUUAAAAAUAUGUUAAAAUAUUGUGAACUUGAUGAAAAUUAUAUUGAAAAUCAUCUUGAUUAUGAUGAGUUACGAAAAGAAUUAUUAAUGAUUUUAUAUUUUGAUCCAUGUGUACCAGUAAAUAUAACUAAAUCAAAUGUAUUAAAUAUGAUUGAUGAAAAACUUCAAGGAAAUCGUGAUAAUUCAACAAUAUUUAAUUUUACACCAGAAACUAUUCGUAUUAUUACUUAUAAAAUUUUAACAGCAAAAACAUUAGAAGGUUUUGCUGGUCUAUUAAGAAAAUAUUGUCCAAAACGUUGUGGUCCAGUUUUUACUGAAUCUAUUAAAAAUUUUAUGAUUUUACCACAAACAGAUGAAAAUAACGUAUUGAUUAAAGAAAAAUUAAUCGCUCUAUUAACUAAUACAGUUGGGUAUUCACGAUUAUAUAAUAAUCAAAUGUCGAAUUUUUGUUGGCAACCAUUAGCUGAUGUUGAUAUUUCUCUUCUGGAAAAAAUUAUUGGUCAAGAUGAAUUAAAAAAAAUCGAACAAGAUAAUAGAGGAAAAAAAGUUUUACAUUGUUAUAGAACAAUAAAUAAAGCAAAUCAACAUGGUCACAGUAAUUAUAAUCCAAAUAUGAAUUACACAUUUACAUUUACUGGUUAUAACGAUCGAUAUUGA
Molecule: messenger RNA, 1299 nt
Organism: Adineta steineri
Lineage: Eukaryota; Metazoa; Rotifera; Eurotatoria; Adinetida; Adinetidae
Source: the annotation of a GenBank genome assembly